AUGAUAGGGCGUGGUUGGGAACCUAGGAUAUGCUCCAGAGAGUUUAGUGGGGCGGUAAAACGAGGUUGGAAACCUAGGGAGAUCCUACGAGGUGAUUCAGUGGGUAUCGUGUUGCUGUUUAGCGGAUAUUUGGUGCAUCUAUGGGGUAGGACGAGGAUGAGCAUGCAUGGGGAAGGACUAGGCUUUGGUCCUAGCUUCGGUGGUGAGCUAGUUAGUGGAAGGACUGCCAGGGAUUUUAGUUCACAUUGGAUUAAGGAGAUGGAAAGUGUUUUCCGCACUAGUCCCUACCUCUUUGGAGCUAAGGAUAGCUUUGGUUUCUUAUCGGAGCAUGGUGUAAUGAUUCCGGAAAAGGGGGUAUCAAUCUAUGCUUGCCCUCAAGAGAAGGUAGGAGUUCCGAUCCCUCUAUUCGAGGUGCAGUUACGCUUGCCCACAUCCAAUUUCUUCAACAUGAUUGUGGACCACUAUGGCCUCUCCAUUGACGAGUUGACUCCAAGUGCUCUUAAUAAAAACGUCAGUUCUGAACUGAUUUGCUGA
Molecule: messenger RNA, 534 nt
Organism: Lactuca saligna
Lineage: Eukaryota; Viridiplantae; Streptophyta; Magnoliopsida; Asterales; Asteraceae
Source: the annotation of a GenBank genome assembly